AUGGCACUUUUUCGUAUCAUUUUGCUGUGUUCAUUUCUUAUUUCUUCGCAAGUUUGUUCAACGCUAAGAAAUUGCAUCUUUCGGUGGGACUUCGUGAAAUCAGCUCACAAUCUACUUGACAAUAUGGGUGGCCUUUUCCCCCGUGAAUGCUUGAAAGAAAAAAUCAAGAAAACGUUUCCUAUAUCUGGUCUUCAAUUAAACGGUUCAAAUAAGAAAAUCACAGUGUAUAAAAUCAUGGAGCACAUUGACUCGUUGUUUGCAAACGAGACUCAUCCAGAAUCCUGGGACCCGGAGAAAAUGGAUGUUUUCCGACACAAAGUUUAUCGCUUAACAGAGUAUAACAAAUGUAUUUUGGGAAAAACGCACGGGCCCAUGGAGGAUUCGCCUUCAAGAGACGAUGCACUGAGAAACUAUUUUGAUGAAUUGGCCACUUUCCUUAGAAACAAGGAUAACAGUUUCUGCGCAUGGGAGGUGGUUCGAAAGGAGCUCCUGCUUGUCCUUAAUAAGAUCCUCCAUCGUAACUCAUCCAAAGAGUAG
Myxocyprinus asiaticus (Chinese sucker) is the source of this 537-nucleotide messenger RNA. Its product is annotated as interferon alpha-12-like. Gene Ontology annotation, molecular function: cytokine receptor binding. The record is from RefSeq and is a predicted model, not a curated record. The transcript is spliced from 5 exons. Gene Ontology annotation, biological process: defense response. The coding region runs from base 1 to 537 and encodes 178 amino acids. Lineage: Eukaryota; Metazoa; Chordata; Actinopteri; Cypriniformes; Catostomidae. Gene Ontology annotation, cellular component: extracellular region.